Mangifera indica (mango) is the source of this 2389-nucleotide messenger RNA. RefSeq names its product pentatricopeptide repeat-containing protein At1g62910-like. Lineage: Eukaryota; Viridiplantae; Streptophyta; Magnoliopsida; Sapindales; Anacardiaceae. Gene Ontology annotation, molecular function: protein binding. The transcript has 3 exons. The record is from RefSeq and is a predicted model, not a curated record. The coding region runs from base 15 to 1838 and encodes 607 amino acids.
AGUCCCUUGUGUAAAUGUUUCUUAAAAGUUCACUUGUUUCUUCAAAAUCAUCUUUCAGUGUUAGAUUUUCAUCUUCAUUUGUUCGUUCUUCAGUUUCCCAACAUCAACACGCAAAAUCACCCAAACACACCUCUACGUCUAAACGCCAUUCUCAACUUGAUCAUUUCCUCCAUGUAAACUGCAGGUCAGGUAACUUUUCUCUUCAUGAAGCUCUUGAUUCCUUCGAUUACAUGAUUCAUAUGAAUCCCACUCCCGCUAUGUCAUCAUUCAGCCUUUUGUUUUCUGCGCUUGGUAAGAAAAAGCAUAUUGAUCAACUUCUUGUGCUGUACACGAGAUUCAUUUCAGCUGGGUUGUUGCCGGAUUUAAUUAUUUUGAACAUUUUAGUUAAUUUCUUAUGCAAAAUGGCCCGGGUUUCUGAAGGCUUUUUGGUUUUGGGGAGUAUUUUUAGGAGGGGUUUUUAUCCCGAUGCGGUUACUUUUAAUUGUCUGAUUAAUGGUCUUUGUAUGGAGGGGAAGAUUAAGAAGGCCAUCCAAUUGCAUAGGAAAAUGGUUUUGGUUGGUUGUAGACCCAAUGGGUUUACGGUUGGGACUUUGAUUACUGGGUUGUGUCGAACAAGUAAUGUCACUGUUGCCCUUCAGUUAUUUGAGGAAAUGAAUAACGGGAAUGGGGAAUUUGGUGCCACUUGUAGGCCUGAUAUUGUUUCCUAUUCUACACUUAUUGAUGGUCUUUGCAAAUAUGGGUUAGUAGACAAGGCAAAGAAACUGUUUUCAGAAAUGAAGACCAAGGGCAUUAAUCCAAACGUGAUUACUUACAACACUCUAAUGUAUGGCUUGUGUAAUAUAUCUAAUUGGGAGGAGGCUAGAACUUUGUUUAUAGAGAUGUUGGAGGAAGGGGUAAAGCCUGAUGUGGUGACAUUUAGUGUGAUAAUGGAUAAGCUUUGUUUGAAUGGAAAGAUAGAUGAAGCCAAUGCUUUGCUCCAGCUAAUGAUUAAUAGAGGUGUUUGUCCAGACACAAUUACUUAUAACACACUUUUGAGUGGUUUUUGCUUGGCAGGUAGAAUUGAUGAUGCUAGAAAUCUAUUUGAUUCCAUGGCUAGUACGGGGUGUAAGCCUAAUGUUUUUAGCUACAAUAUUUUGAUGGAUGGUUUAUGCUUGGCGAAUAAAGUUGAUAAUGCUAAGGAAUUGUUUGCUUCAAUGUUGAGCAAGGGAUUUAUGCCUAAUGUAGUUAACUACAAUACUCUGAUCAAUUGGUAUUGCAAGAAUCGAAAAGUUGAUGAAGCUAUGAAUCUUUAUAAGGAAAUGACUUUAAAGGGAGUUAGGCCAACAGUUGUUACUUAUAGCACCUUGCUAUCUGGCCUUUUUAUGAACUAUAAUGUCAGACAUGCAAAAAAGCUAUUUGGUGAGAUGCAACUUAGUAAUGUGUCUCCCAGUUUAAUUACGUAUAAUAUUCUUAUUGAUGGGUAUUGCAAAAAUGGUUGUGUUUUGGAGGCUGUUGAACUGUUCCAUACUUUAAUAAGUCGAAACAUUCAACCUAACAUCAUAACUUUCAACUGUCUCAUUGAUGGGUUAUGCAAAACAGGGAGGCUCAAAAUUGCUCGGGAACUGUUUAACAGAUUGCGCAAUGAAGGCUUUGUUCUGAAUGUCAGAACAUAUAACAUUAUGAUGCAUGGAUUUUGUAAAGAAGGGAAGUUAGAAAUGGCAAGUAAUUUGUUGUUAGAUAUGGAGCAAGACCAUUGUGCUCCAGAUUUCAUCACUUUUAAUACUCUUAUGUUUGGAUUCUUGCAGAAUAAUGAGACUUCAAAAGUUGUUGAACUUCUUCACAAAAUGAAAGAAAUGUAAAGCCAGAUGCAGCUAUAGCUUCAAUUGUAUUAGAUUUACUGGAAAAGCAUGAAAAUUAUCAUGAAGUCUUGAAUUUGCUACCAUCCUUUUCAACCCAAGAACCGACAGGAUGUUGAUUGUCAAGUAAUUGCAUUUUCCUGAGGGAAUAUAGCUUUUCAUCAGAGCCUUGCUAGAUGUCAAAGUUUCCAUUUUAAGGUUCCUCUUGUGGCUUCAAAUAGCAUUGGGACAGAAAUAACCGAGACAGAGCAUGGAAACAGUGAUAUUGCGUUUUAUGGGAAUUCCUUUACAGCUGAAGGUGUAACUGCAGGAGCCAAGACAACUGCUGUCGCUAGCAUUGCCACUACCAUUCUGAUAGGAACCCAGUGUCGGAUUUCUGGUAAGCAGCUUAGACGCCUUCGAUGCGGAGUAUUUGGCUGUCACAACAAUCAGACUAUAAUGGAUACGAGAACAAUGUAACUGUGAAUGUUGUAUGAAAUGGUGUAGUGAACAAUAGACAAAUGGAUGUUUUAGAAUGUAUCCUUGAUAUUGAAAUAAAAUAACAGUCAACGAAA